This is a messenger RNA of Closterium sp. Naga37s-1, 1239 nucleotides long. NCBI's taxonomy places the organism in Eukaryota, Viridiplantae, Streptophyta, Zygnematophyceae, Desmidiales, Closteriaceae. The record is from the annotation of a GenBank genome assembly.
AUGCCACUGACGCCUCUUCUCAUUUCGUCCUUAUCCAUGCUUCCUGCUCAUGGGCUCUCUUGUGACCGGCCAUCAGUGAUCAGUGCACACCUACCACCAUCAUACCACCCCCUCGGUCUUGUCUCAUCAGUCCAGCUUCUCUCCUCCGCAUCUCCCCUUCUCCGCCCCGCCCCCAUUCGCCCUUCUAUUGCAGGGACUCUCAACAUACAUACGCAGCAUGCUAUCCACGCAGGUACAUUCACAUGGGUGGCAUUUUUCUUCCUCCACCUCUAUUCCUCCCUUCCUUCUUUCGUCUCCGCCUCUCCGCCUCUCUGCCUCACUGCUCUCUUCUUUAGCCUCACUCCGGCUGGGAGUGGGUCGGGCAUCCGCCUCAGCCAUCAGUGCCACGUUCCAGGGAUGCUUCUGGAUCUGCUCUCACCCCUCGUGCCCUCCGCCUUCCUUCCACUGCUCUGCCUCGGGAGCAUCUCCCGAGCCAUAACCGGCACGGCCAGUGGGGCCACCAGAGCGGCACUUACACAACACUUUGCUAAAAGGCAGAACGCUGCAGACAUCUCCGCCAAGGAGGGCAGUCAGGAGACGGCAGCAACGAUGGCAGGCAUGCUGGCGGGGAUGGUGGUGGGGCAGCUGGUGGCGGGCAAUGUGGUGCUGCUGUGGGCUGUCUUCCUCUCCCUCACUGCUUUCCACGUCUACGCCAACUACCGCGCCGUGAAGAGCCUGUGCCUCACGAGCCUCAACCGAGAGAGGGUGGCACUGUUGCUGCUGGCGUACCGGGGCGAGCAGAAGCAAGUCCUCUCCCCAACUGCUGUCUCUCUACAGGAGCGCCUCAUUCCCUCUCUGCCUCAGGGCAGCCACGGCAGGGCGCACAUGCUCAUGGGGCAUGUGCACUUGGGAGCUCGCUUGAGUGACUUGCACGGCAAGAAACUGUAUUCCCCGUUCCCCACUCCUCUCCCCAUUCCCACCACCCGCUGUCUGCUUUACUUCCUGCCCUGUCGGGCCUCCCCGUCUGCUCGUCGCCCCCUCGCUAGAGACCUUGCCGUGCGGCAGGCCAUCAGACGCUAUGCCAAAGUCGACUCAAAAGCAGCCGUGGGCUCCACGCUCUCCCUCCUCUCAACGCACAUUCAACCGAUGCUUUCCUGCUUUCUUGUCCGCAUCUCCUUCGAGUUCCAGCCGGCUCUAAUGGCCUCUGCGAUUCUGAAGCUGUCUCACCCCUUCAAUUCCCGACACCACACUCUGCUCUGA